Magallana angulata is the source of this 489-nucleotide messenger RNA. RefSeq names its product venom protein 164-like. The transcript has 4 exons. Bases 89 to 421 code for a protein of 110 amino acids. The record is from RefSeq and is a predicted model, not a curated record. NCBI's taxonomy places the organism in Eukaryota, Metazoa, Mollusca, Bivalvia, Ostreida, Ostreidae.
UGUAACUGUGUGUAAAGACUUUUGCUGAUAAAAUGGGUCUGAUAAGACUUCUAAGUAUGACACAGGUUCACUGCUAACAACCAUCAACAUGAAGGCUGUGAUAAUCUUAAUGGCAGUUAUUACUCCAAUGGUACACGCAUUUGCCCUGAGGAUGUGUAAUACGGGGUCCGAAUGUAAUGCAGACGAAUGUUGUGUGUCCAACAACCCUCCCCGUGGACGCAGAUUCCUGGACACCCACAGUCACCUUGGACAUUGUGUUCCCAUGGGAACGGACGGGUCUAGUUGUCUUGUGAAAUAUUCACAUCUUACAACAAGACCGGAAGAUGUUGUGUACGCAUGCCCAUGCAGCAAUGGUCUGCAUUGUCAUGGCGAUGGUGUGAACGAAGUUCCACUCGGAGAAAGAGGUCACUGUGUGUCGUGAAAUUGAAGAAAUCCAUCCAAUGGCUGAAGGCCUAGCUUCUUUUUGUUUAAAUAAAUAUGUUACUGUCA